AUGCCUCCCUCAACAUCCUAUCCCCCAGCGAAGCCGCCAGACUCGCCCGUCGACGACUCCGAUUCCGAUCUCGACCUCGACCUUGAAGAGCUUGAUCCCCAACCCGUUUCUGGAGUCGAGCAACCAGUGAGGAGGAGCUUGCUAGGACAGACGCGCGAGACGCCCGAACAACGAACACCCAGAAUCGCCCUGCGCACGCUUCGAAUGGGCGGGUUACGACGUGGCGCCAAACGCAAUGGGUAUGGGGAGCUAGGGCGCAGUCAGGACGGGGGCAGCGAUGAUGCUCAAGGAUUGUUGAGAGAUGGAGAUGGAGGCGAUCGGCGGUAUUCAGACGCCAGUGCGGCCGGGGGGGACGAUGCGCCACUCCUCAGCGAACAUGGCCAGGGGCAGGAUUCCGGCAAACGGCGAGCGUCAUUCACCCGCGAUGGAUGGCGCCGGUUUGGCCUAAGGCUCCCUAGUUUCAUGUCGGGCGCGGCUGCACCUCGUGAUAACCCCGGAGAGGAGCUCGACAAAGAGGAGGACGACCCGUCGUCAUCGAGGUUGGUGGCUGUCGGUUCGUUCCAGUCGACCCGUUUCCCCCCGAACAUUAUCUCCAACGCCAAGUACACGGCCUGGAGCUUUCUGCCCGUCACGCUCUACAACGAGUUCUCCUUCUUUUUCAAUAUGUACUUCCUUUUGGUAGCCGUCUCCCAGGCCAUCCCAGCGCUACGGAUCGGCUACCUCUCGACAUACAUCGCACCGCUAGCAUUUGUGCUUGUCAUCACGCUCGGCAAGGAGGCCUACGACGACAUCGAGAGACGGAGGAGGGAUAAUGAGGCAAAUUCCGAAGAAUACACGGUUCUGCAAUUCGACGAGCCCGGGAAGGCGGGGGCUGCGAGGGCUGCGAGGAAGAGAAAGUCCACCCACGUACAGAAAGGGUCCAAGCGUUAUAAUGUCUCGGAGAGGGAUAGACUCUCGGACAUACAGGAGGAGGAGGAACAGACAGAGGGAGAUGGGGCUAGGAGACCGCCGUCAUGCGUUGUCUCGGAAGUGAGCAAGAAAUCACGGGAUCUCAAGGUCGGCGACAUUCUCAAGCUUAACAAGGGGCACCGUGUGCCCUCAGACGUCAUUAUCCUGAAGUGCCUAUCGAACGAUCCAGCCGCGCAAAAAAACGAGGACGAAAACGAGGAAACGGCCCCUCAGGAAGAGUCAUUGCUACUGGACCAUGCGUCCGAGGCUGGAGAGGGCAGCUCAGGGGCCGGGCUUGAUGUUGAGGAAGUCUCCGGGGCCGCGGAAGGCGGCUCGAAUGGAGAAACAUUUAUCAGGACAGAUCAGCUCGAUGGCGAAACUGACUGGAAACUACGGUUGGCAUCUCCAUUAUCACAGAACCUACCCACCGAAGAGUUGGUCCGUCUCCGAGUCACCGGGGGGAAACCCGACAAAAAGGUCAACGAAUUCAUUGGCUCUCUGGAACUACUGCCUUCACGACACGACGCCAUGAGUACCACCGCCUUCUCACAGGAUGAGGCUGGCGGCUUCAAGGCGGCGCCUCUCUCCAUCGACAAUACCGCCUGGGCAAAUACUGUCAUCGCUUCGCAUGCCACGACCCUGGCAGUAAUAGCAUACACCGGACCGCAGACUCGUUCUGCCCUCUCCACCGCCCCCUCUCGGUCCAAGACUGGUCUCUUGGAGUAUGAGAUCAACUCGCUCACCAAGAUUCUCUGCUUCCUCACGCUCGCGCUUUCCAUCAUCUUGGUUGCGCUGGAAGGGUUCAGCAACACCAAAGGGAAUAUCUGGUACGUCAAAAUCAUGAGAUUCCUGGUCCUGUUCUCGACCAUUGUGCCCAUCAGCCUGCGAGUGAAUCUCGACAUGGGAAAGAGCGUCUACUCCUGGUUUAUCCAGCGGGAUCCAGGCAUCCCUGGCGCCGUCGUGAGGACCAGCACCAUCCCAGAGGACUUGGGGCGGAUUGAGUACUUGCUCAGUGACAAGACGGGUACCUUGACCCAGAACGAGAUGGAAAUGAAAAAGAUCCACGUCGGCACUGUGUCAUACGCCAACGAUGCCAUGGACGAGGUCUCAGCCUACGUGCAGCAAGGCCUCCACCUCCCCCCUUCGAGCGGCAACACGGCGCUGGUGACCCCGUCAACAUCCCUCUCAUCGGCCGCAAAUGUCGGCGCGACAAGGACACGGCGAGAAAUUGGGUCUCGCGUCCGCGAUGUCGUGCUUGCCCUCGCGCUCUGCCACAAUGUGACGCCAACCACCGAAGAGGACGAGGAAGGCCGAUUGGUAAAAUCAUACCAAGCCAGCUCGCCUGACGAGAUUGCCAUUGUCCGCUGGACCGAAUCUAUCGGCCUACGUCUUGCGGCCCGUGACCGCAAGAGCAUGGUUCUCGAGUCUACCGAGACGGGCCGGCCUGUGGUCAAGGCCCGCAUUCUGGAUAUUUUCCCUUUCACCUCGGAAGGCAAGCGCAUGGGUGUCAUUGUGCAGUUCUACGAAAAGCUGCAGGCCGGUGCCCCAAAAUUGGGCUCGAGUGAGAUUUGGUUUUACCAAAAAGGCGCCGACACCGUCAUGGGCUCCAUCGUCGCGGCGAAUGACUGGCUCGAUGAGGAGACGGCAAAUAUGGCACGCGAAGGCCUCCGGACGCUUGUUGUCGGGAGAAAGCGGCUGUCGACCGCCGAGUACCAGGAGUUUACAGCCAAGUAUCAGGAAGCGUCCUUGGCCAUUACCAGCCGCGAGGCCGGGAUGCAAGCUGUCGUGUCCCGCUAUCUCGAGCACGACCUGGAGUUGCUCGGCGUGACCGGUGUUGAGGAUAAACUGCAAAAGGAUGUCAAGCCGUCGCUCGAGCUCCUACGGAACGCCGGCAUCAAGAUUUGGAUGUUGACAGGCGACAAGGUAGAGACGGCACGUUGCGUCGCCGUCAGCUCCAAGCUAGUUGCCCGAGGUCAAUACAUUCACACGGUGGCUAAGCUCCGCCGGAAAGACGCUGCGCAAGAGAACCUCGACAUCCUCCGCAGCAAGACCGACUCCUGCCUGCUCAUCGACGGCGAGAGUCUCAGCAUGUACCUCACGCACUACCGCACCGAGUUUAUCUCGGUUGCGGUCCUCCUCCCAACCGUCGUCGCCUGCCGGUGCUCGCCGACGCAGAAGGCCGAGGUGGCCAAGCUCAUCAAGGAGUACACCAAGAAGCGGGUGUGCUGCAUCGGCGACGGCGGCAACGACGUCUCCAUGAUCCAGGCGGCCGACGUUGGCGUGGGUAUCGUUGGCAAGGAAGGUCGCCAGGCCAGUCUGGCGGCCGACUUUUCGAUCGAGCACUUCUUCCACCUGACCAAGCUGCUGGUCUGGCACGGCCGCAACAGCUACAAGCGCAGCGCGAAACUGGCGCAGUUCGUCAUCCACCGUGGCUUGAUCAUCGCCGUCUGCCAGACCAUGUACAGCAUUGCGCUCAAUUUUGAGCCUGAGGGUCUCUACAAGGACUGGCUCAUGGUCGGCUACGCAACCGUGUACACAGCAAUGCCGGUGCUCUCGCUGGUGCUCGACAAGGACGUGGACGAGGAGCUAGCCAACCUGUACCCGGAGCUGUACAAGGAGCUGACGUCGGGCCGCUCGCUGUCCUACCGCACCUUCUUCGUCUGGGUCUUUGUGUCGGUCUACCAGGGCUGUCUCAUCCAGGGCCUCUCGCAGGUCCUGACCGAGGUCGAUGGCCCCCGCAUGGUGGCCGUCAGCUAUACCGUGCUGGUGCUGAAUGAGCUGCUGAUGGUGGCGAUCGAGAUCACGACGUGGCAUUGGGUGAUGGUGGUGUCGAUUGUGGGGACGUUUGUUAUGUUUGUGGGGUCGAUUCCGUUUUUAGGCGGGUAUUUCGAUUUGGGCUUUUUGUUGACUCUGGGUUUUUACUGGCGGGUGGCUGCCAUCGGGGCCAUGUCCUUGAUCCCCACGUAUGCGGCCAAGAUUAUACAGCGGACCAUGAAACCGCCUUCGUACCGCAAGGUCCAGGGGAUUUGA
Molecule: messenger RNA, 3978 nt
Organism: Chaetomium globosum CBS 148.51
Lineage: Eukaryota; Fungi; Ascomycota; Sordariomycetes; Sordariales; Chaetomiaceae
Exons: 3
Coding region: 1-3978 (1325 amino acids)
Biological process (GO): retrograde vesicle-mediated transport, Golgi to endoplasmic reticulum; phospholipid translocation; endocytosis
Cellular component (GO): plasma membrane; trans-Golgi network; endosome
Molecular function (GO): ATP binding; ATP hydrolysis activity; ATPase-coupled intramembrane lipid carrier activity
Source: RefSeq, a predicted model, not a curated record